Messenger RNA from Spirodela intermedia, 9005 nucleotides. The record is from the annotation of a GenBank genome assembly. Lineage: Eukaryota; Viridiplantae; Streptophyta; Magnoliopsida; Alismatales; Araceae.
AUGGUGGCCGGGUGCGAGGAAGACGUCGUGGUCCUGGUGUUCACCGAAUCAUCUGAUGUGGCGGCGAUGGAGGAGGAGAACGAUGCGGCCGGCGAGGACGAGGACCAGGGGGAGAUGACUCUCUCGACCUCCGAAGUCGGCAACUGGGAUCUUCCUCGAAUUCUUCGGUCUCCGACGGUUAAAGUGCACGCUUCUCGGAGCAGGCUUGUCGAAGGAUCUUCGUACUUCCGCAGUCUCCUCGGUGGGAGCUUCAGGUACGCCAAGUACGACAGACCAUCUCGUCUGCGGGGCUAGUUGAAUGAACUCGUUCGCCUGCUUGUCUUGUGGCUCUCAACAGGGUAUUAUCGGCAUCACUUUGAUGUCUGUAUUUUUCAUUUUAAGGGGGAGAUGACCACUUGUUCCUGGAUGGUUAUUUUUCUCUCUUCAGUGAAUCGGUUUCCAGUCAAGUUUGCAUCCGAUGCAACCUCAGAACGGCCGUCAGUGUUCUGCAGUGCAUAUGUGGUCACCCCCUGAAUAUCGAACCGGAGAAUUUCCUCGUCCUCCUCGAGGUAAGGCACGUUUUAUUUCUCACCUCCACAAAUCAUAAUUAACACGCGCCCUGCGGAAGUUAUGGUACUCAGUGUCAAGGUCUCGAUCAUCUCAUAAGCGAUCUGUUUCCUUCUCCCUUACUCUGCACUUAUUCUGCCUAAUUGUAUGAAACGCUAUUCCUCGAUCUUCUCUCUAGUAUACAGGGUUUUCUCCGCCCCGCGACUCUGUCAGAGCAUCUCGUGUUAUUCAAAGACUUUAACUUCACUGACUUGUCUAGCGGAGUGUGCUAUGAUUUUCUUCAUUAAACAUGCGACCGCAUACUUAAUUUCCCACAAUUUUCUCUGUCUUCGUUUCUGAGACGAUUUUUGCUACCUCAUAUUUCUAAGGUUCUUUUCUAGCUUUGCCCCAAGAUGUUUAAGCUCGCUUUCACAUCCUUCUCUGGAAUCAAGCGCGUGCAUAGCUAGAAUAUUACAUUUUUUUUCAUCAUCUCCAGGGUUCCCUAUUUUUUGGGGUGGAUUCUCUUUUGUCCGAGUGUAAAGCUUGGCUACAACAGAUUACGUCCGUGUGGGGAACACAUUCCCUUAAAAUUUCAGUAGACACAAUGACAGAAAUUUGGAAGUACAGCUCAGAGCACGGUAAACACGUGCCACCUGUAUUUGAGAAAAAACAAUAGUGUUUUUCAUCAUGCUGAACUAUACUUUAACAAUUGGAAGAUAUUUAUAAAAAUAAAAAUUUCAAUGAUUCAUGAAAUAUGGUGAAAUUUCAUGAUUGCAGGUAUUAGUUUUGCCUCGGAGAUUUGCGCUGCUUACCUAGCUCGAAACUUUGUGGGUACAUGACUUUUUUUCUAUCAGAUUAUUUUCACAUUGUCCCUUAGUUGCCAAGGCUACCUUUUAUUUCCCAGGAAAUGAUGAUUGUAUUUGACUGUUUCCAAUAACUCUCCAGUUAAAUUUGCGGUUGGCAUCUACUAUCAAAUUUUAAUCAUUUGUAAUUAUUAUCAUCGUCAUAUCAGUAUUUCUUUGAUGAAGAAGGAAUGGGCUGAUGAAUAGUGUGUUGCAACAAAAAAUAAAAUUGGUCACCACUAACAACUCAAAUGUGUCAACUGUUUCUACUUUUAUUCUUUCUAUACAUCCAAUCAAACUUAAAAGCAUUUUUUAUUUCGACAAUAAGGAAUAUUUCAUUACAUGUACCAAAGUGAAUCUUCUUGUAUUAGAGCUCUAGAUUUCAAACUUUUAAUUGGAAACCACAAUAGUGAAUUAGCACUAAUUCCUGACCAGAGCUCUGUGAACUCUAAUAACUUACAAAGAUAAACAAGCAGAUACUACCGAAGUCAGCUUUGUGUUCUUUGCAUGCCUUUGUCCUUGUUGGGCUCAAUUCCCAUGUCACCUAGGCUGACACUUAGCUUAUAAAAUGUUAACUCAUAGCGUCACAUCCUUCAUUUUUACCCUGGUUGUGAUGUGGAGCCUUGCUUGUAAGAGAGUAAAUUAAAUUAUAUUGUUAGUUGCCAAAAUAUAUGUCGGGAGUUGUCAUCCCUGCAUCACGUAGGAAAGAGGUUUCAAUGUCGGAUCUAAUGAUGGAUAUUAAUAUGUGGUGGAAAAACAUAGUGGCUUAGAUUACGUGUGAGUUAUUGGAGUCAUUUUGAAUGACAAGAACUACCCUUGUUUUGAAAGGCAGAGUUUAUUAUCUGAAAGGGUGUGGUUGAAGGACAUGAACUACAAUUUUUGCAUGCUGAUUUUCAUUAAAUAUGACAGUUUUUGUUUCUUUCUUUUUUAGUGAUGAGGGACUGGGUAGGUAAUGUGUUUUCUUGUUCGCUCAUCACAAUGAGAUGACACUUUCAUAAGCUUUGGGUUUCCUGCAGGUGUGGACAAUAACCUGCACCUCUUUUGUCGAUCUUCCAUAUGACCUCUUAUGCUCCUGCCUAGAGCAUCCUGAUCUGACUGUGUACAGGUUGACCCAUAUUUGCAGUAUGCUAACUUGAUUUAAGAUACUGGAUUGUUUUUUUCACUUCUUGUUCUCAACAACGAAAAGAAUUUUCCAAUCCGACUUUAUAUUACAUAGUGUUUUCAAAUAUCGCAUUUGUUAUCUUUUUGGUGACCACUUCUAUCAGUAAUUAUGUUCGAUUUUAAAAUACUUGAACUAGAUUUUGAUUUUAGUCUUCAGCAGUGAGGAGCAACUAUGUGAGGCACUGCUACACUGGAUCGAAAGCAAUAGAAAGAUUUCUGAAUGUUCAUGUGAUUUUGAGGAAGAUUAUAUCAGCAUCCUCGAGAAGGUAAGAAGUGUGGGUUUGUGAUGCACUCUUAAAAUUGAAAUUAGCUGGCAAUAUCUAUCCUUGUAGAGCGUGAGCCUUGAUAGCUGAUGCUCGUAUUUCCUGUGAUUGAAUGCAUUUAUGUUCCAAUCAUAGAGUCUCUCUAAUGCAUGAAUGAUGUAACCAUCUUGUUUAAUUUCUAGAUGUGAAUGAUGCAGUUAGCCUGCAUUUUUUUUAAUAUGUUCUAACUUUUUUUUACCUGCACAAUUGUUAUUUUUCGUUGGUGAUUGUUUGUUCGUUGCAUUUGGCAGGUGCGUGCUUUCCUUUUGCCUUUGGGAUAUUCUGCAGGUAGAGGUUUGUCUUUCUAAUUUCUCAGAAAAUCCCGAAAUUUGAACCUUUUCAUCAAGUCAUUGAAGUCUGCUGAAAUCUUUCAGGAAAGAAAAAGAGCCGUUGGUUUUCUAGCAUUGCACAAGUGAGCAUUGAUGGCAUCCUUGAUCUCACGAAAGAAUUGCCAUCUAAACUAUUAGGUUUGAUUAAGGAUGAUAACUCUGAUAACUUAAAGGUUCGGCUAACUCAGUACUCUGAGGUACAGUGAAAGCUUAUUGCCCUCUUUAUUGCCUUUUAUUCGAUUGAUAAAAUGGUACCAUAAAUUUAUGACAAAUGAACUUGCUGGAAAACUUUAUUGAACAUUUUAAAUUGCAGUAUUAGAAAGAAUGACAGAUUGAUGAUAUCAGAAUUUAACUCUUUAUUUCACAUUCUUCCUGCUGUCCUUUAUGAAUAUUCUGUGUUUACUUUCUUUGUAUCCAAAAAGAGUUGUCUGAUAAUAUAGCUUUUCGUUAUCUUAUACAUUUCCGUAUUUCUUUUGGCCAGAAAAUUGAUCUCUCCGGCUGUGUGCAUUUUACGGCGGAUCUUCUAUACUUGGCUGUCCUUCCAAACGACAUGGAGGCUGUAUCCAGGAAAAGGGUACUACAAACUUUGGUUGAGUGUGAUCAACGAGGUGGAAAUAGUCAUUGCUUCUUGGAAAAGUUGCCGACAACACUGUCCUUUGAAACUGUAUUGGAGGUUGAUAUGUCUAAAUGCCCGAAGUUGCAUUUUCAUGCUGUAAUCAGUUUACUACAUUCAUCAUUUCCAUCAUUGCAAGUGUUGAAGUUAUCUUAUUGCUCCCAUGUCAAAAUGGAGGACUUGUUUUCCCUCGUACGAAAUUGCCCUUCACUCGUUAAUAUUGACUUAACUGUCGAUAUUAGUCCUGUUAUACCCACUCAUGCAUCAUUAUCCUCGGCAAGUUCUGAACAGUAUCAAACUUUUUCUGGUGCACCAUAUGCAUCACUACAGCAUCUGCCAAUGGUAUCUAAUAUCACAAAGCUGACGUUGGAAGGCCGAAUUGAUCUUAAUGGUAAGAUAUGAAAUGAAAUUUAGUUAUGCCCGGAAUUUUUCUGCACACACACAGAUGGUGCUCUCAUUCCUGAUUUCUCUCAGAAAUUAGUGGUUUCUGCUUUAUUUUAUCUAACUUGGAAGUUUUGUCUGAAGGCUCUACGUGCUUCAUCAUCUAAAAUAUAUUCACAUUAGCUAUGCCUUUUAUCAUGCCAUCUUGUUUUUUGAAUAAAUGCUGGGAUGAACGCUAAUUUAUUAACUCCUGUCAUUUCAGAUUUGGACCUCUCAAAUAUAUGUGCUAUUUCUGGUUCUUUGUGCUGCCUGAAUCUUAAAGGGUGUAUAGCACUAACUGAUGUUGGCAUAUCCAAACUAUUACAGAAAUGCAUCUGUCUUCAGUCGAUAACUGUAUCUUACACCUCCUUUGGGAUGAAUUCAGUUCUAAUGCUUUGUUAUGAAAAAGAGUUUCCAAAUGCUUCCCUUCGAUCAUAUCAGAACUACGACCAUUCAAACACGACAGCAUUUAGUCUCAAAGAGCUGCAGAUGGAUGGAUGCAAGGGUAAGUCAUUAUCAAAGCCAACCCUUAUUUUCAUAAUUUUAUACUCUUUUUUGGUUAUUUUCCUAAUAUCAUCAGUCCAAUUGAUUAUGUCUACAGUUUGAUGCGAGACACGCCAUGCUUGUGAGUGGUUUUAAGAUAAAUAAAAAAGAUGCCAAUUUAAAUGAAGGCUGUCUAACUAAAAAAAUAUUCUCUUAGAGUGGUCAUAAAAGGGUAAUGUUUAAGGCCACUGACAGGUGCCUUGUUUUCAAAACAGGACUUAGAUCGUAGGAAGCAUGGAAACUUCCUCUGGCUAGGGUGGUUAUUUAUGAUGUGUAAUGGCUUACUAGAAUAAGGGUUGGGGAGUUAGGGCUGGUGGGGACUUGGAGACCAGUGUAGCCAGCAAUUCAAGAUGUUUAAUAGCAAAUUAGAUGAGGGGCCCAGAAUAGGAUUGACAACGAUUUUACCUGGAACACUUGGCGCCUUGGACAGAGACUUGCAGUUGGCAAUCUUAGGACAGAAAUCCUAGCAAUUAUCCAUCUCUCGGAGAUAAAUAAAUCCCACACAGCCUACAGGUUGUUAUGGAUCGACGAAGGACGAAGUAACCGUCAACGUCAUACUUUAGGGCCCCGCUUUCACACUGGAGGACCUUCACGAUCCUCUUGGAGAAGAGCUAGGAGCAGAAUUUUCAUUCGAAAGAUUGUUUUUUUUUCUGACAUCAAAUUCAGCCUCCUAUUUAUAGGGGCAACAUGAGGCCUUUGAAGGGGCGCUCAUCAAUCCCAAUUUCUCCCAUAACUAAUGGGAUGGAAUUCUGACUUUAGAUGCUUGGGACUUUUAUAUACCUUAAAUGCUCCUAGAAAUAGCCAAAAUAGUCAAAGAUAGAAUUUAGAACCCACCAAAAUCAGCAGAAGAAAUCCUUAUUACAUUAUUCACAAAUUCAGCCAUUCUCCUCCGACUGUAGACCUUGACUUGUGCAUCGUUGACCAAUAUUUAAACGCCAAGGCGUGAUGUCCAUUGGUUAAAGGUUUGAAUUCGUUUAUGAACAUUUGUUAUCUCAUUUGACUUGUUUUUCUCAUAUGCAACAAUUGUUACUGAGCAGGUGUUGAGGCUAGGCAUAUGAAACAACUUUUGAGAUGCCUAUUCAUGUUAAAAAGCUUGAGCUUAUGUAAGACUUCUCUCGCCGAUGAUGCUCUUUCGGAAUAUAGGGGAUCAUUAUUGGAGAGACUUGAUGUUUCUGAGACUCUGGUAUGCUUCAGAAUAUAGGACUUUUUGUGUGUUUUUAUCUUCUCAUUCUUCGGGAUAUCUGAAUAGACUAGUUGUGGCACUCUGUUCUUGCGUGAAAGUUGAUUAUUUGUCUAAUUUUCCAGUUAUAAUGCUUUCCUUCCCCCCCUUAACUUUAAUAAAAAUCCAAAAGGUUUCCCCAAGUUUAUCAAAGUACAUUGUAAUCAUUUAUUGAAUUGAUAAACUUAUUCAAGGUUUUUGAAUCGAUCUUUUCAGGCCAGACCAAUCAAAAACGUAUUGGGGUCUACUUGCUCCAAUUUUAAUGGUACAGUUGUAAUCUAAUAUACUCAUUGGGGUGUAGUAAUAAAACUUAUCUGUCUUCUCCACACGAAAUAGGUGAGUAUGGGCUGAAUAAACACUUACAGACCUUUACGCCAUACCCAUUCUACCUUCUUCCUUUCUCCCUCUCCCUCUCUUUUACGGUUUCCAGAAAAAGGAUAUUAGGCUAAAAUAAAUUAUUGACCAUUGCUGAAGUUAUAAAUGUAUUUAACGUUUUAGUCAAAUUAUGCUGAAUAUUCUCACGGUAAAUUUGAAGCCUGUUAUUGUCUGAUAAAUUUCAAUUUUUUCCCAAAAAAUAGUGAAAGAUGAAGAUGUUGAAGACCAAAAUAUCUUUUGUGAUCGCCUUGAAUGUGAUCAUUGAGAUGGGUUAGGAUAUAAACUCUGAAACGAUAUUUAUUUAAGGCAUUCUUCUAUGAAGUUGUUGACACAUGUUGGUAAGCUCACGUGAUGCCUUCUUCCUUUAGUAUAAGACUGUCGACCAGUUAUUUGAUUGUGUGUAAUUUAGUCUCUUUUGAGCCUUAUGUGUCCACACAUUUAGGGGUCUCAAUACUUUCCUCAUUCCUCUGGAAAAUCUGUUGACUGUGCUUAAAUCGAUCUUUCUUCCUGGAAAAUGUGUUGAUUAUUGAAUUGAUAUCUUCUCUAAGAACAUGUUAAGAAUUCAAUGCAAUGGACAUUGAGAAAGAAUAUGACGUAGAAGAUGUGCCUAAUGACAUCAUUUAGAAACAAAUAGAGGUCAUGUGCACACCAUUGAAGGUAUUUGUGAAACAGCUAUUUCUAAUGAGGGUGUUUGUAGAACUGAUGAUUAUCGAAUCCUCUUGGUCCAUUUUAGGGAUCAGCUUCAGGUCUGUUGGUUUCUUUUUACCUUUCAUGCGGUUGCCAUUGGCAGAUGACGUGGUAUUAGUGGAGAUGACUAAAAAUAGCUUAGAAUACACUUAUAGAAGAAUUUCGUAGAAUGACGUUCUACUUUAGUUUGUAUUAGAUUCCUUGCUGAUAUUUGACACCGCGAAUCCAUGCAUGUUCGACUUUCCUUUUUGCAAAAUUUGUGCGAAUUGCAGCAAGACAUCUGUCCCUUAAUAUUUGACUUUCUCGUUUUCUAGGUUUCAUUUCGUGCGUUAUGUCAUGUUAUAAAAAGAAACCCAGAUCUUAGAAUGUUGAGAGUGAGUGGGUGUUGGAAUUUUUACAACACCGAAGGUGUUGCUUCAACAUCAACUAGCGAGGGAAGUUCUGAAGAUCUGUUUCGGGAACUGAACGAGAAAUGCCUCGUGGAAGAAGUGGCUUUUGGCUGGGGAUUUACUUCUUCGUCAUUAUUUAAAGGAAAGAACGCAUUUGCGAGAGUAAGGACCAUGUCAAUUGGUCUUGGCGCAUCACUGGAUGUAUCUCUACUGCCUGAGAUUUGCCCCUUGAUAGACACGCUGGUCCUUAAAUUUCAGGUAUACCAAGAACGGAAUAAAUAUCUUGAGACGCUCGCUUACAAACUAAGUAGUUGAUGUGGUUGGCAGGUAAUCUCUGACAGUGAUCUGAGAAGCAUUCUGAAAUCCUUGCGUCAUCUACAUGUUUUGGACAUCUGCUGCUGCCUCUGUGACUUGACCUCAGGAAGCUUUCAACUUAGCAUGAAAACCCUAAAGUCAUUGAGGCUAGAAAGGGCGACUCCUUGGAUGACAAAUGAUGACUUGAUAACCCUCAGCGCGAAUUGUUUAAAUCUGACGGAACUCUCGUUAUCUGGCUGUAGGCUUCUCAAUUCAGGUAGAAAAGUGAUCUUACGUCGAGUCCGGUUUUGGCAGACACUCAGUUUGCUUUUAUCUCUUGUACCUUUUAUCUGUUCCCAUGGGCUGCAUCUCUCAAGAAACCUUGUUUUCCUUCUUACAGACGCACAACAGAUAAUUUCAUCUGGAUGGCCGGGAUUGACAGUUCUUCAUUUGGAGGUCUGUUGCAUACGUUGUUUCUGGCGUUUCUGUUCCGUUUUUACCGAAUGAAGUGAUGAGCAGUAUUCAUCUGCUCGAUGAGAAAAUCUAUCUUAGUUCAUUUCGCUAACGGGUUCUGUAUUCCCUCCGGAAAACUCCCUCCUAUCUGUAGAGUUGCCUCGAUGGAAGAAGGAAACUUGUUGUGUGCCACUCUUGGUAAUGCCCGAGAAAUCCCUUUUGCAUCCUCAUUGAGUACACUGUUCCAUCAGGGUGAUGACAGAGAUGGCAUCAACACUUUGCUUCAUACUACUGUAAAAUCUCCCCGUAAUUGAUCAAGCCCGCUGGAAGCAAUCGAAAUGCUCUGCUAGUUGGGGAUCUCUCUCCCUCCCCUAGGAAGAAGAAUGGGUUACUGGCCAUAUGAGGAGUCAGAUACGACUAAUCGUCAGACAUGGGGGACUGCUUCACUUAUUUUCGAUUCACUUUCCACUAUUUUCCAUGCACGACUGCUUCACUUGUCAAUCUACUCAGUUUUCCUUCUCCAAGAGAAAAUCCAGUGGGGUUGUUAUCCCUCUGAAUCUACCAUUACUUCUGAAACCCGAUGAUCUUUUGUUGUUUAUUCUUACAUCAGGAUUGCGGGAGCAUAACCUCUGCGGGAGUUUGCUCGCUGCUGGACUGCGUAGCCAUUGAGGAUCUUCUGCUUUGUCACAAUGUGAGUACUGAAAUAUGCGUCGUCAAUUUUUCAUUCAUGCUACACAAUUAUUUGCCAUUAAAAUAAUUAUUCAUGCUACACAAUUAUUCGAGUCAAAACCGUGUAAUAUGGACUGGACUAGACACAGUUCUGAUCGUAGAGUCUACGAUCGCCCAGGAUUAG